Messenger RNA from Sus scrofa (pig), 1734 nucleotides. RefSeq names its product dystrotelin (gene DYTN). Gene Ontology annotation, biological process: synaptic signaling. Lineage: Eukaryota; Metazoa; Chordata; Mammalia; Artiodactyla; Suidae. The record is from RefSeq and is a predicted model, not a curated record. Gene Ontology annotation, molecular function: zinc ion binding. Gene Ontology annotation, cellular component: plasma membrane.
AUGGACCCAGAUAAACAAGAUGCUCUUAACAGCAUUGAGAAUUCCAUUUAUAGAACAGCCUUCAAACUACGAUCCCUACAAACCCUGUGCCAGUUGGACUUGACUGACAGUUCUCUAAUUCAACAUGUCCUGCUACGUCAAAGUCUCCAGGAGGCAAGAGGGAGCACACUCUCUGUGCAGCAGAUUUUUCAGGCUCUGCAGGAGCUGUUUCAGAGAGUCAGGGUGGAAAAACCAGGACAGGUGCACCCCAGAGCUUCGGAGCUCACUCUGAGCCUGCUCACGACGAUGUAUGACAGCGCGGGAACGGGUUUUCUCAAGCUUGCACCUGCAGCCGCUGCCCUGAUUGCCCUCUCAGGGGACAGCCCUCUUACAAAAUACAGAGCUCUUUUUCAGCUCUAUGCAGAAAAUAUCAGGGGAGGUUAUGAUUCUGGGGCACGCAUGACUCGAAGAGUUUUGAGAAACCUACUAACAGAUCUACAACAGAUCCCGACUGUCGUGGGGGAGAGUCAAGCUCUGUGCUCCGUGGAGAGCGCUACGCGCAGCUGUUUCCAAGGGGUGCUGAGCCCAGCAAUCAAAGAAGAGAAAUUCCUCUCAUGGUUACAGUCCGAGCCUCCCAUCCUCCUGUGGCUCCCAACUUGCUACCGAUUGUCAGCCACUGAAAUGGUCACUCACCCUGUUCGGUGUAAAAUCUGCGGGAACUUCCCCAUCACGGGGCUGAGGUACCGCUGUCUGAAGUGUCUCAACUUUGACAUCUGCCAGGGGUGUUUCUUAUCUGGUCUUCAUGGCAAGUCUCACCAGAAGUCCCAUCCUGUGAUCGAGAACUGCAUCCAGAUGUCAGUAAAGGACAAUACAAAACUCCUUCUCAGGACACUCAGAAACAACUUGCUCCAAGGGCGCUGUAGGAGGAAAGAAGCUGCGAGAAGGCAGAGGCUGCUGGACCAGGUGAACCCAGAGGAUAGGGCUGACCAUGCCCCGGCCAGGCUCCUUAAAAAACAGUUAAACCGAUGCAAAGACAAGUUGCAAGCCAUAUAUGCCUGCCAGGAAGAAAAGAGUCACAGAUUUGAAACAAAGAUCCAUGAGCUCACAACCAACCAGAACAGUCUGUGGACCAAACUACAGCUAAUGGAGCAGGAUCUACAGGCAUUGUUGCACCCCUUCCAUCCUUCACCUUCUUCCUGUCAAAAUGUGGUGGCCAAGGGUGAUCACGGAAAGUGUGAAGGGUUUUGGAAGGGAAGAGAUUCCUCCCAGAUCAAGGAUGCCACUGAGGAUGGUUCAGAACAGGACACUCACUCUAAUACCGUGAUUGAUAGAAGUCGCCAAGGUCCAGCACACGCAGAACAUGCUCUACCAAACUCAGAAUCACCAAAGGCCGCUUUGCAGCGGAAGUCAGUGCGAAGUACUGGGACACGAAGCCAAGCACCAAAGGCCUCGAAGGAAAUCUUUAGCUCCCUACCCAGUUUCCACAAUGACCUGCUGCAGGACACCCCCACCAUUGCUCCUGCUGAAAUGGCACCCACAGAAAGGAAAGGGGCUGUUACUAUCCAGAAAGAAAAGGAUGAGCCAGAGGAAGAGGAACUGCAAGAACUGUUGUCAAAACUCACAGAUACCUUCACUCUAGAAAUGACUUCAGAUGCACAGUCUCUGGUAAACAUGGACCUGUACUGUGGAGCUGAGCGCCUGUGCAGGGCCUUCUCUGCCCUUGUUGGAAAGAUCACCUUGUCCAACAUAAAGUGA